Messenger RNA from Myotis lucifugus (little brown bat), 5369 nucleotides. RefSeq names its product importin 13 (gene IPO13). The transcript has 17 exons. Gene Ontology annotation, cellular component: nuclear membrane; cytoplasm. Lineage: Eukaryota; Metazoa; Chordata; Mammalia; Chiroptera; Vespertilionidae. Bases 667 to 3606 code for a protein of 979 amino acids. Gene Ontology annotation, biological process: protein import into nucleus. The record is from RefSeq and is a predicted model, not a curated record. Gene Ontology annotation, molecular function: small GTPase binding.
CCGGCCGGGCCGGCUAGCCUGUCAGUCACUGGGGCGGAGGCAGCGGCGGUAGCGGGGCCGGAGCCGGGCGGUGAGAAGAGUGAGGGCCAGGCCCAGCGGAGGGGAUCUGCCACCGCCCCUCAGCAUUACGGACUCUUCGCCCCAGAGUGUCGAUGCUGCACCCCCGCGCUUCGUUGGAACGCCUUCCGUAACCCGCCAAGGGCUCUCUCUCUCCUGUGACCUCCCACCCCAGUGACCUCCUCGUAGGACCCGGGAGCGCACUCCGACGAGGGUGUUGUGGGUACAGGCCAUCGACCCUGUGACCUCUCACGGGCUGGGGCUCGGUUUCCCCCGCAGGCCUCCCUCCCCUAUGACUUCCUCCUCGUAGAUUCUGGAAGCAGAGCCGUGACCUACCCCUGGGACCCCCGCCUGAGAACUCCUCCCUGAGGGCUCCCCCUCGGCACCCCGCUCAGUGGAUCUCCUCCUAAGACCACCCCUUUUGGUUUCUGGCCAGCCCCCCACCCCCAGUCGAGGUGGGGAGGCCUCGGCAGCCAUGCCCACCCUGGGUCCCCUGUCACCACACCGCUCCCUGGGCCCUCAAGCCGGGGUCUAGCCAGAGGGCCGACAGCCAAGGGGCUGGGGCAGGAGUCAGGUCCGGGUCCCCCUCCCUGCUGGGGAGGAGCCGAGAUGGACCGGCGGGAGGAGCAGCCGGGGGCUGCCGGGGCUGCAGCGGCACCAGCCGUGGACUUCACCGUGGAGAACGUGGAGAAGGAUCCAGAGUGGCCAGCACCUGCUCAAUCCUGUGCUGUCCCGCAGGCGCUGCACCAGCUCUACUAUGACCCCAACAUUGAGAACAAGAACCUGGCUCAGAAGUGGCUGAUGCAGGCCCAGGUCUCCCCACAGGCCUGGCACUUCAGCUGGCAGUUACUACAGCCUGACAAGGUGCCUGAGAUCCAGUACUUUGGGGCCAGUGCCCUGCACAUCAAGAUCUCUCGCUACUGGAGUGACAUCCCCACUGACCAGUAUGAAAGUCUAAAGGCGCAGCUCUUCACUCAAAUCACUCGCUUUGCCAGUGGUUCCAAGAUUGUGCUGACUCGGCUGUGUGUGGCGCUGGCCUCGUUAGCUCUCAGCAUGAUGCCUGACGCUUGGCCAUGUGCUGUGGCAGACAUGGUACGACUCUUCCAGGCUGAGGACUCACCGGUGGAUGGCCAGGGUCGCUGCCUGGCUCUGCUGGAGCUGCUGACAGUGCUGCCUGAGGAAUUUCAGACCAGCCGCCUGCCCCAGUAUCGCAAAGGCCUGGUGCGGGCCAGCCUGGCCGUGGAGUGUGGGGCUGUCUUCCCAUUGCUGGAGCAGCUGCUGCAGCAGCCCAGCUCACCCAGCUGUGUGCGUCAGAAGGUACUCAAGUGCUUUUCCAGCUGGGUGCAGCUGGAGGUGCCGUUGCAGGACUGUGAGGCUCUCAUUCAGGCCGCCUUCGCUGCUCUGCAGGACUCGGAGCUCUUCGACAGCAGUGUGGAGGCCAUUGUCAAUGCCAUCUCACAGCCUGAUGCCCAGAGGUAUGUGAACACACUCCUGAAACUCAUCCCACUGGUGCUGGGACUGCAGGAGCAACUGCGACAGGCAGUGCAGAAUGGGGACAUGGAGACCUCCCAUGGCAUCUGUCGCAUUGCUGUGGCCCUUGGCGAGAACCACUCUCGGGCCUUGCUUGACCAAGUGGAGCACUGGCAGAGCUUCCUGGCCCUUGUCAACAUGAUCAUGUUCUGCACGGGUAUCCCUGGCCACUAUCCUGUCAAUGAGACCACCAGCUCCCUGACACUCACCUUCUGGUAUACACUGCAGGAUGACAUUCUGUCCUUUGAGGCAGAGAAGCAGGCUGUGUACCAGCAAGUGUACAGGCCAGUCUACUUCCAGCUGGUGGAUGUGCUUCUGCACAAGGCCCAGUUCCCUUCUGAUGAGGAAUAUGGAUUCUGGUCCUCAGAUGAGAAGGAGCAGUUCCGAAUUUACAGGGUGGACAUCUCAGACACGCUCAUGUAUGUUUAUGAAAUGCUGGGGGCCGAGCUGCUCAGCAACCUCUAUGACAAGCUGGGCCGUCUGCUCACCAGCUCAGAGGAGCCCUACUCCUGGCAGCACACAGAAGCCCUGCUCUAUGGCUUCCAAUCCAUCGCAGAGACCAUUGAUGUCAACUAUUCUGAUGUGGUGCCUGGGCUCAUUGGCCUCAUCCCACGGAUCAGCAUCAGCAACGUGCAGCUGGCGGAUACCGUCAUGUUCACCAUUGGAGCUCUGUCUGAAUGGCUGGCUGACCACCCCGUCAUGAUCAACAGCGUUCUUCCCCUUGUACUGCACGCCCUAGGCAAUCCUGAGCUCUCUGUCUCUUCUGUGUCCACCCUCAAAAAGAUCUGCCGAGAAUGCAAGUAUGACCUGCCACCCUAUGCUGCCAACAUCGUGGCCGUCUCCCAGGAUGUACUGAUGAAACAGAUCCACAAGACAAGUCAGUGCAUGUGGCUGAUGCAGGCAUUGGGCUUCCUGCUGUCAGCCCUGCAGGUGGAGGAGAUCCUUAAGAACCUGCACUCGCUCAUCUCGCCCUAUAUCCAGCAGCUGGAGAAGCUGGCAGAGGAGAUACCUAAUCCCUCCAACAAGCUGGCCAUUGUCCACAUCUUGGGGCUUCUCUCCAACCUCUUCACCACGCUGGAUGUCAGUCAUCAUGAGGAUGAUCAUGAAGGCUCUGAGCUCCGGAAGCUGCCAGUGCCACAGGGACCCAACCCCGUGGUAGUGGUGCUGCAGCAGGUCUUCCAGCUUAUCCAGAAGGUGCUGAGCAAAUGGCUGAAUGAUGCCCAGGUGGUGGAGAUACAAGGAAUCCUCUGGGAAGGCAUUCAGAACUUCCCAGUAUCACAAGAAAUGCUCAACCAAAGGACUGUGAUGUGGCUGAGUGACAGUCAGGGAUCCACUUUCGCAUCAGAGACCUGCCUUUGGUCUCUUUUUAAUUCAGGAUUUUGUUGCUGUUGCUGCUCCCUGAGAGGAAAUAGUGGAGAUGCGGUGUGCGCUAUUUUCGAGAAGUCUGUUAAGACGCUAUUGGAUGACUUUGCCCCCAUGGUGCCACAGCUGUGUGAGAUGCUGGGUCGGAUGUACAGCACCAUCCCCCAGGCCUCUGCUCUUGACCUCACUCGACAGCUGGUCCACAUCUUUGCCCACGAGCCUGCCCACUUUCCCCCAAUCGAGGCCCUCUUCCUGCUCGUCACCUCCGUCACACUCACUCUCUUCCAGCAAGGGCCCAGGGAUCAUCCUGAUAUUGUUGAUUCAUUUAUGCAACUCCUGGCACAGUUGAAUAGAGUUUCUUCAUCUGUUUCCGUGGAAGUUGACAACCCAACAUCCUCCUUUAGUGCCCCUUUGCCUCAGCUAGCUCAGUCUUCUACAGAGACCAGGGAGAGGCUGACCCCGAAGGGAGGCAGUGGGCUGGCCUGGUGGGGGUCGGGAGGGGAGGGGGUGGUCACUGUGCCCAGCAGCUCCUGUGCGGCUGGGGUGCCCAAGCAGUUCAGGGGUAGAACUGAAGUUCAAGGGCCUGGGGUUCAUUGUCCCCGUGCUCCUGCCGGGAACUGCCUGCCUCAGGGCCUCCAGCCUCCUCUUGAGAGGUAGGCUCCGAAGGGAGGGGCUGAGAUGAAUGUGCUUCCGUGGAGCCCAGAGCCCAGAGCCGGGCUGCUGGACAGGUUGUGCUGCUUCUGGGAGGCGGGGUGCUGGCUCCACUGUGAGACUGUGUUAGGUUGUAUGUGUGUAUAAAUGUGUCAGAACUUUGUAUGUUUUGAGUUUGGUUUGGUGAGAACAGAAAUCAUGUAACUGCUGUAAGUAGUGUGUGUAUUAUGUUGGAUUUGUAGUUGACAUGUGGAUAUGUGUGUUGGUGUGUGUUUUAUGUUGAUGUGUGUUAGGCAUUGAUGGAUUUUGAAUGUUGAUAUGUGUUGGAGGCAUGUGCAUGUUGGGCUGUGGGAAUGUGUAUUAUGGAGGAUAGGUAUAUAUAUUGUGGUAUCGGUAGGUCUGUAUUAGGGUAUGUGUGUUUUGGAAAAGAUAUGUGUUGGGCUGUGGGAACGUGAGGUUAGCAUAUGGGAGUUCUGUGUGUUAGGGGGCUUCUGCAGGUUGGGGGGGUCCUGUGGGUAAAGGUAAAUAAUGUGGGGGUUUUAUUAAUUAUUCCACAAAUAUUUAUUGUGUAAUACAUGCUUGAUACUCUGCUAGGUGCUGAGGAUAUAAUGGUGCGCAAAAGCGGCACGGUUCUUACUGUUUUGUAACUUAUAGUUUGUUUGGGGGGCAGGGUAAAAGCGUGGGGAAUAGGGAGUGUUCUGGGCCUGGAUGGAUAGGUGUGUGGGUGUCUGUGAGGGUGUAUCUUUGUGGGUGAGGGUGUUUGAGUGUGUAUUUGUGGAUGGAUGUGUUGAGAGAGUACACGUGCUGGAAGAUUGGUAGAUUGAGGGUGUGGGUGUGGAGCUGGUUUGGGGAUGUGGCGGUUUGAGUGUGUGAAUAUGUAGUGAGGGUGCAUUGCAAAUGUGGGAGAGUGUGUGUGUGUGUAAGGGAAGUGUGUUUGAGGGUGAGUAGGGUGUUUCCAUGAGGGUGCGUGUGAGUGAAUAUGGCAGACUGGAAGGUAUGUGAGGGGCUGGAGAGUUAGGGGACUGUGUGUUAUGCCUUGGGAGGCUGCUGGGGGACAGCAGCAUUUGAUGACUGCUGGAGCUGUGCAGAGCAUCUCCUGUGACCUGGGGAUGUGCCAGUCAUGUCCUGGUACCACUUGGGGCGGGCUCUCUGCCCCCUGUACUCCAUCCAUUUCCCCUCACAUGGCAACACGGCUCCUGGGCUGGGUGUGGCUGUGAUGGCCCUGGACACAGGGUAUCCUGGGUGAAAGGUAGGGCCAUGGCUCCAAGGCUCCUACCCUAUUUUUCCUCUUUCUGAUCUAAAGGGUGUCUGGGGAGUGACAGGACAUGGGAGGAGGCUGUUGGACUGUGUUCCACAUCCAGUUGCCAUUUCUUCUUCCUGCUUCUCUGUUAAUAAAUACAGGGGGCCUAAACUGCCUCUAUGAAUCAAGAGAAAUCCCUGCUGGUACUUGAGCCUGCAGGAAUCUGGCCCUGAUGGAGGGGAGAGGGGAAGGUGUUUGCUCAGGGAGUAACUUGGGACCCAAGCUAUCUGCCUUACGACCCCCAACCUCUCUCCUAUACACUGUGCAUUCAUGUACACAUACAUGUACACAGCAUUCCUUGGCUGCUCCUCUCCUGGCCUCUGGAACUCUGGGAUGGCCUGUGUCCCCAGAGAUGGCUGGGUAGUUGGUUUUGACAGCAUCUACCUGUGGUGUGUAAAGUUGGGCCCUGGGGUGGCAGGUGAGUGGGGGGGUGGUCUUUGCAGCUGGCUGGGGCUGGGCUUACCAGCUC